AUGGCUGUAUUCAACACUGUUAACACACCAGACAUUGUGAAAAAGUUAUUUGAGAUGUACUAUGCAUAUAACUUUAACCUCUCAUACCAAAGUCUCACAAGUUAUGCUGCAAGAGAGAAGUUAAGGAAUUUGAAGAACAAUGAACCAGAGUUUUGGGAUGAACUCACCAGGCAAGAAGGAGAGGAGAAAGAUGAUGGUGGCAUGGAGCUUGAUGAUGAGGCCAGGCUUGAUGGUCUCCCAGAGGGUGAUGAUACUGAUGUGCCCUGUUCAUCUGUUGUUGCAGACAUAUUGAGUGGUGACAUUCAUACAGGAUUUAAGGAACCAGUCAGAGCACUUACCUCCAAAGGAGAAGCCAAAACCAUGGACUUUGUGGUGGACAUGGUACAUGAGGAGGUGGGUAAUGACUGUGAGAACCUAGCAGAUGCAGUAGAAUUAGGAUGGGAGAGAAGAAAGAAAAAAACAAAUUCUUCAUACUCACACUCAUUCUGGUAUCAUCACAAUGAUGACAAGAGCUAG
Messenger RNA from Suillus subaureus, 516 nucleotides. RefSeq lists its product as uncharacterized. Bases 1 to 516 code for a protein of 171 amino acids. The transcript has 2 exons. NCBI's taxonomy places the organism in Eukaryota, Fungi, Basidiomycota, Agaricomycetes, Boletales, Suillaceae. The record is from RefSeq and is a predicted model, not a curated record.